AUGGCAUCCGAACAAGUGCCCCUCUACGACUGCCUUAUCAUUGGUGGGGGCAUUGCAGGCCUAUCGGCAGCCCUGAGCCUGGUACGCACACUUCAUUCCGCAGUGGUCUUUGACGAAGGACUCCAUCGCAAUGAUGGCUCGCCGCGUCUAGCUACCAUACCUACUUGGGACAGUCAUGAACCAAAGAGAUUUCGCGAGGAAGCAAAGAUCAACAUCCUCACCAAGUACAGCACGGUCGAGUUCGCCGACGUGAAGCUGAAGAAAAUAAUUCAGAUAGCCGGCGAAGAAAAUGCGGGACGGUUCUGUGUCCUUGACGAGCAUAACCGCCGCUGGCUUGGGAGAAAGGUGAUUCUGGCGAUGGGGGUUGAGGAUAUCCUCCCCGACAUCCCUGGUUUCAAAGAGUGCUGGACCCAUGGAAUUUUUCAUUGCCUCGUUCAUCGUGGCUAUGAACAGCGAGGUUGUGCCUCAUCGGGCGUCCUUGCCAUUGACGGCGACGCCAACUUCCAUGCGGCGCGGCAUCUGGCUUUUCAGGCUCGCAAUCUGUCCUCCACAGUCACUGUCUACACAAACGGCAACACCGAGCUAGCCAACGAGGUAGAAUCAAAACUCGGACCCUGUGGCUUCAAGGCCGACGCCCGGUGCAUCGUCAACUUUGUCCAGCAACCGCAACAAGCACAGUUGGAUAUUCACUUCGACGACGGUAAUUCCGAAGUAGCAGGCUUCCUGGUUCACCGUCCCCGAACACGAAUUCGGGGAUCUUUUGCACAGCAGCUAGAUGUCGAAAUGACGCCCGAAGGUCACAUUAAACCCCAGUUUCCCUUCAACGAGACGUCGGUGGCAGGAGUGUUUGUAGCAGGUGAUGCGGGAUCCCCGUUCAAGAUCGGCACACAGGCCAUUGUCAUGGGAGCUUUUGCAGCAGGUGGGGUACAGAUGCAGAUCAACAAAGCUCUGGGCAAACCAUUCAUCACCAAGGUGUUCGGCCACGAUUACGUGGUACUUCCAACCAAAUACCUGGACGACAUCAAACGGGCAAGCCCAAAGAGCCUGAGUUUCUUCCAGGCCCUCAGUGAUGGACUGAAUAUGGAGGCCUCAGUUGGCCAUCUGUAUGCCAGCACAGCGGAAAUUGAUGUGGUAGUCAAGCAUUUAAACCCGCGGUUGACUCAAUUGACACCGCUGUUGUCCGACGAAGCCGAGUAUGCCAUUCGCAAGGAGAUCGGCCCUGCAACAGAAUGGAAAACGUUCAACGUCUCCAACCUCAUCGGCGCCAUAGUGCACCGCACCACUAAUCGCAUCCUCGUCGGCCCCGAACUAUGUCGCGACGAGGCAUACCUUGCAGCCACUACAAGGUUCAGCCGGUCGCUAUUCCUGCAUGGGAUAUUCUGGAACUUCGUCCGCCUAGGCCCCUUUCGCAAACUCAUUGCCAGAGCCACAAUCGGCCUUCACCUCCGAGACCGGGACGCAGCCGCAAAUAUGUUAUUGCCACAUAUUUGCAGCAGGCGCCAGGAAAAGGCCUCGGGAGUUGACGUAGCGGCCAAGUACCCCGACGCGCUACAGUGGACGCUCGAGACAACGACGCCGUCUUCAAUUCCUGGUGACGAUGACCCGUUGCAGCAGGCGUACCACAUGCUGCAUCUUACUUUCGCGGCGAGCAGUGCCACUGGAGUGGGAGUCACGCAGUGUCUGCUCAAUGUGCUUGCAUAUCCAGAGUACCUGGGACCACUACGCGAGGAAAUCAAGACCGUGGUUGCUCGGCAUACUGGAUGGACAGACAAGGCUCUAUCGCAGAUGGCUUUGCUGGACAGCUUCAUCCGAGAGACAAUGCGGUUGCGCCCAGCGGGAUCAAUGACCGUCGCUAGAACUGUUAUGGACGACCAAUUUCGCUUCCACGAUGGCCUCACGCUCACCAAGGGAGCGAAUGUCAUCGCUCCAGCAUUGGCCAUCCACCAUGACCCAGAAAACUACACCGACGCCAGCAAAUUUGACGGAUUCCGUUUUGCGCGAUAUCGGCAGAAACAGGGAGAUAGUCAUCGUUGGCUUGCCUCGACCAUCGAUCCAAAAUUCCUGCAAUUCGGCUAUGGAAACCAUGCUUGUCCAGGCCGCUUCUAUGCGAUCCGAAAGACCAAACUGGUCCUGGGCAAGCUGCUCAUGGAUUAUGAAUUCCAGUGGGCAACUCCGCGCUCCGUAAAUAACCGUCCAGAGGACCUAGCGAUCGAGGCACAACUCAUGGUCGCGCCAGAUACUGAAGUUUUGAUCCGAAGCCGUCGGACUUGA
Aspergillus pseudoviridinutans is the source of this 2271-nucleotide messenger RNA. RefSeq lists its product as uncharacterized. Bases 1 to 2271 code for a protein of 756 amino acids. The record is from RefSeq and is a predicted model, not a curated record. The transcript is spliced from 7 exons. Lineage: Eukaryota; Fungi; Ascomycota; Eurotiomycetes; Eurotiales; Aspergillaceae. Gene Ontology annotation, molecular function: heme binding; iron ion binding; oxidoreductase activity, acting on paired donors, with incorporation or reduction of molecular oxygen.